AUAGGGAGUGGUACACAGGAUGCAGGCUUCAAGAGCAAGACUUUUCAAGGAGUACAAAGAGGUGCAGAGGGAGAAAGCAGCGGAUCCAGACAUACAAUUAAUUUGUGAUGAUUCCAAUAUUUUUAAGUGGAUGGCUCUUAUAAAGGGUCCAUCUGAAACUCCGUUUGAAGGUGGAGUUUUUCAGCUUGCCUUCUCUGUCCCAGAGCAGUAUCCUUUGCAGCCUCCUCAAGUGCGGUUCUUAACCAAAAUAUUCCAUCCAAAUGUUCAUUUUAAGACUGGAGAGAUUUGCCUAGAUAUAUUAAAGAAUGCAUGGAGCCCCGCGUGGACACUACAAUCUGUCUGUCGGGCAAUAAUUGCUUUGAUGGCUCAUCCAGAACCUGAUAGCCCGCUGAACUGUGAUUCAGGGAACCUUCUUCGUUCUGGUGAUGUAAGAGGAUACCAAUCAAUGGCGAGAAUGUAUACUAGGCUUGCAGCCAUGCCUAAAAAGCGCUGAAUUGAUGCUGUUACCAUUUAUUUAUGAUUUAUGAAGAAAGUCUACCAAAAAGUGAAGUUUCAUGUUUGAUGAAUGAAUGUGCAACCAACUAUGGAUAAUUACUGUAAAAUUAUCAAAUGUUUGUUGUGUGAUAUAUUAAGCGGGUCUUCAUGUAUAAACCGUAUAUUAAUGAUUUUUUUUUUGUUAUUUUAUUACAGAUUCCAGCCUGUUAGUGUUUUUCUUACUUGGACCGUUGGACUAUAUUGUAAAUUCAUUUCCUCUUUCAUUAGAGGGACUUUAUCAUAUGGUGCACGAAGAUUCAUUAUAAUAUGUAUAAGUUAUGAAAUGAAUUACUAACAUAAGAAAAUU
This is a messenger RNA of Cuscuta epithymum, 841 nucleotides long. NCBI's taxonomy places the organism in Eukaryota, Viridiplantae, Streptophyta, Magnoliopsida, Solanales, Convolvulaceae. The record is from the annotation of a GenBank genome assembly.